Messenger RNA from Austrofundulus limnaeus, 1871 nucleotides. RefSeq names its product Translocating chain-associated membrane protein 1-like 1-like. The transcript has 11 exons. Gene Ontology annotation, cellular component: endoplasmic reticulum membrane. The record is from RefSeq and is a predicted model, not a curated record. Bases 325 to 1458 code for a protein of 377 amino acids. Lineage: Eukaryota; Metazoa; Chordata; Actinopteri; Cyprinodontiformes; Rivulidae. Gene Ontology annotation, biological process: SRP-dependent cotranslational protein targeting to membrane, translocation; protein insertion into ER membrane.
CUGUAGUGGGAGGGCCCGUCAUCUGACUUUGUCAGGCAGGGGGGUGGCAGGGGGGUAAAAAAGUGGGUGUUGUUCAGCACUGUUUGGCUUUAUGCGAUGCCUCUUCAUGACUGUUUUUAAACGCAGAAGCAGCGGACGUUUCAGAGUGUUUUACGGACUUCAGAGCGGAGCCAGCAGCGUCCGUACAGGCCAGCGGCGGCGGCAGCAGCAGGGGAAGCUGCCUGUAGCUCCGAUCCCAACACUGACCGACUCUGCGACGCGGCUGCAGCCUUCUCUCUCUCCCCUCCACCCCGUCACCGGGAACCACAACCGUAUCUGUGAGCCAUGGGUUUCCGCAAGAAGAACAAGAGCCCGCCGGUGCUGAGCCACGAGUUUGUGAUCCAGAACCACGCCGAUAUGGUGUCGUGCUUGGCCAUGAUCAUCCUGCUCGGCCUGAUGUUUGAGGUGACAGCAAAAUUUGCCAUCAUGUUCAUCACGGUCCAGUACAACGUAACUCAAGUUCUUGGUGAGCUGAGAAAAACAGAUGACAAAAGUGAGCCUGUGAACCUUUACCAGUACGGCCCAAAAGACGUGGCGACCGUGUUCUUCUACCUGCUCAUCGCCGUCAUUCUUCAUGCCUUGAUUCAGGAGUACAUCCUUGACAAAAUUAAUAGGAGGUUGCACCUGUCCAAAACCAAACACAGCAAGUUCAACGAGUCCGGCCAGCUGGCAGCGUUCUACCUGUUCUCCUUCAUCUGGGGCUGCAGCAUCCUAACCUCGGAGGACUUUGCAACAAAUCCUACUUUCUUAUGGGAGGGUUACCCACACGCUCACAUGGUUUUCCAGGUCAAGUUUUUCUACAUUUGCCAAAUUGCCUAUUGGCUCCACGCACUUCCUGAGCUGUACUUUCAGAAAGUUCGGAAGGAAGAUAUCCCCCGACAGCUUUAUUACAUUUGCCUUUACGUUGUCCACAUCACUGGUGCCUACGUCCUAAACCUCCACAGACUCGGCCUGGUGUUACUGGUCCCUCAUUACCUGGUGGAGCUUCUCUUUCAUGCGUCACGCCUCUUCUACUUUAGUGAUGAGAACAAGCAAAAAGGUUUUACUCUGUGGGCACUACUUUUUGUCAUCGCCCGCCUCCUCACCCUCACACUGUCAGUCCUGACAUUUGGUUUUGGCCUGCCCCGGACAGAAAACCAUGGUUUUUCUUUAGCCGACGGCAACUUUAAUGUGCUUACCGUAAGGAUGACCUGCCUGGCAGCCAUUUGUCUGACACAAGCCUGGAUGAUGUGGAAGUUCAUCAAUUUCCAGCUGAAAAAGUGGAGAGAACACAGCCAGAACCAGGCGUCAAAGAAGAAGACGGUCAGCCCAAAGAGCAAACCGUCUAAAAGGGAAACGGCAAAGGGAGGUGCCGCCAAUGGAGUGGUCAAGUCUGAAGAGAAGACGUCACCGCGGGCAAGAAAAGCCAAAGCUUCAUAAAGACAAAGGAGUUGUGGGAGGAAACGAGUAAAACAAUUCUGAUAAUGCGACAUUACGUCCUUACAAAACAUCAGAUUUUUUUUCUGCUGCUCUCCAUAACAAAAAUAUAUAUACAUAUAUACUGUAUAUGGGCACUAAGAAACCUUGCAUCACUGUCCCUUUGGGCUUAAAAAAACCCUUUUCUGAAAAAGUUCAGUGUUACUGUGAGCUGGAAGUGUUCAUUAUUCAUUUGGAGUUUGCUGCAGGUGGUAUGUUGGCAGGGCUGGUUUUGAUGCUUUAACAGGGUGGAUUUAGUUUCAAGAUUUGUUUUUAAAGUGUCCUUUUGUGUAAAACUGCGAUCGCUCGUCGUGUUCUUUAAAACAAUGGAAUCGUCUCCCCCACACGGUACCUCAUAAAGCCAGUUUUUAACUUCA